Dendrobium catenatum is the source of this 2856-nucleotide messenger RNA. RefSeq names its product cation/H(+) antiporter 15. Gene Ontology annotation, biological process: proton transmembrane transport; regulation of pH. Gene Ontology annotation, cellular component: membrane; endomembrane system. The transcript is spliced from 2 exons. Gene Ontology annotation, molecular function: antiporter activity. NCBI's taxonomy places the organism in Eukaryota, Viridiplantae, Streptophyta, Magnoliopsida, Asparagales, Orchidaceae. The coding region runs from base 16 to 2403 and encodes 795 amino acids. The record is from RefSeq and is a predicted model, not a curated record.
CCUCCACCGCAUCCCAUGGCCACCACCGACCUCCUCUCCGCACUCGACCAACUCGAUCUAUGCAAGCAAGAAGAAAGAGAAGACAUAUUCGCCGACGUAUCAACCAUCGCAUUCGAACUCUCCCUCCUCAUCACCUUCUCCCAUAUGCUCCACUUCUUCCUCAAACGCCUCGGCCAACCGAGCGUCGUCUCACAAUUGCUCGCCGGCAUCAUGAUCGGCAAAUCCUUCCUCGGCCACCUUCCCUUCGCCACCGAAUACCUCAAUAUCUCCAACCAGGACAACCUCACCAGCAUCGCCACCAUGUCCCGCAUGCUCUUCAUGUUCCUCGUCGGCCUCGAACUCGACCCCCCUUAUCUCCUCCGCAACAUCCGCCGCGCCAUCGCCAUCUCCUACUCCGGCGCCGCCUUCUGCACCGCCAUCUCACUCGCCGCCACCCCUCUUGUCUACAACCUCACCAACGCCACCGGAAGCAAAUCCCUCUUCGCUUUAUCCCUCGCUCUCGUCCUCUCCAGCACCGCUUCCCCCGUCGUCAUCCGCGUCGCCACCGAGCUAAAGCUCACCAUGACUGAAUCAGGCCGCCUCCUCAUCGCCUCGUCGCUCAUCAACGACAUGACCUGUUUACUCUUCGUAGCCGUCAUAAGCAUCUUCUCCCCAACUGGAAUCGGCGGGGAUGAGACUUCAACAGGGUCGAAACUCUUCAACGGAGCAGUGGCAUUAACCCUAAUUGGCGGAUCGUUAGGGUUAGUGAGGCCGGGAGUGAAAUGGCUCAACAGAAGGAAUAAGGACAGGGGAGGCAUUAGAGGAAUUGAGCUAUUGGGGGUACUGAUGUUUGUAAUGGUGAUUUCUUGUGUGACGGAGCUGAUGGGUUAUAACAGUACCAUGGCGAGUUUUUUACUGGGAUUAAUGUUUCCGAGGACGGGGCCGACGGCGAGGACGGUGAUGGGGAGUCUGAGUUAUUUUGUGCAUAAUUUUGUGGUGCCGGUUUAUUUUGGGUACGCGGGGGUUCAGACCGAUUUGACGAUGGUGAGGGAGAGGGGAGUGGCGAUCGCGGUGGUGGUGCUGAUAGCGGUGGGGACGGCGGGGAAGAUUGGGGGGACGAUGAUCGGGGGGAGGUUGGUUGGUAUGACGGUGAGGGAAGGGCUCGUUUUGGGGCUGCUGCUUAACGUUAAGGGGCACGUUGAUAUGAUUCUUAUAUCGAUUGCCAGGAAGUAUGAGUUAUCCAUAAUUUUAUCUUCUCUGCAGAUUUGGGGUCAAACAACAUAUAUGGUCAUCCUAAUCACCGUCCUCCUCAACAACAUCAUGGCCGGCCCCGCCGCCGCCUUCCUCAUAAACCAGGAACGCAAAACCCUAAAAUACAGAUCCAUGGGCCUCGAAUGGCUCAACCUCGACAAAGAACUCCGCGUUCUCGCCUGCCUCCACUCGCCGCAGGACGCCCCCACUAUCCUCAACCUCCUCGAAAUAUCUGCGGGCUCCACCGCCCAUGUUCCCUCCUCCCGCUCCCCUCUCGCCGCCUAUCUCCUCCACCUCCUCCAACUAACUCCUCGCCUCACCUCCACCACCCUCUACCACCAACGCAUCGACCACCACUUUCAAAAAGACCUCCUCCCCGACCAAACCCGCCAAAUCGAUUUUGCCGCUGACGCCUUCGUCGACCAAACCUCCAUCCCUCUCCGCCAAAUCAACGCUAUUUCCUCUUACGACACCAUGCAUCUCGACAUCUGCCGCGCCGCGCAGGACAUCUGGGCGUCGCUGAUCAUUCUCCCUUUUCACCGCCGGUUAAGGCUCGACGGGAGGCUAGGGUUUGGAAAAGAAGGGAUUCGGCUGGUCAAUCGGCGCACGCUUCGCCACGCGCCGUGCACAGUGGGGGUUCUCGUGGACCGCGGGAUGAGCGGACGGUUUGUGGAGGUCGGAGCAGGGGUUUUGCAUAAAGUGGCGGUGGUUUUCAUCGGCGGAGCCGAUGAUCGGGAGGCGAUGGCUUACGGAGGGAGGCUUGCGAUGCAUCCGUGUGUUAGCGUGACAAUUUAUCGAUUGGUGGGCGAGAGGGAUGAUGAGGAUGAGGAUUUCGUUAGGGAUUUUGUGAGGAGAUUUGUGGCGACGGGGAUGGUGUGGUUUGUGGAGAAGGAGGUGAAGGAUGGGAUGGAGACGGUGGAGGUUUUGAUGGGGAUGGAAGGGAAGUAUAGUUUGUAUGUGGUGGGGAAGGGGAGGAGGUGGGGAGAAGGAAGGAGGAUUACGGAGGGGAUGGGAGAGUGGGAGGGGGAAGGGGAGUUGGGGGAGAUCGGAGAUUUGUUGGCUUCGUCGGAGUUUAUGUCGUCGGGAUCGGUGUUGGUGAUGAAGCAGCAUCAGGUGGUUCAGGGUAGGAGAGAUUUGGGGGUGGAGGAGGAGGAGCUAGCGGAAGCUAAUUGACAGUUUUGUCGUUUAAUUUCUUUUCCCUUUGGGUGCUAAUUAUUAUCUAGAGACCAAUCAGAACGAGUCACAUCAUUUUCAUGCGGCUUGGUAUCGUGUUUGGUACUAAUGAUAUGACACAUUCUGGUUGGUCUCCAGAUGGUGAAUUAUGUUCGACGUCUGCACAGAAUAAGAGUGGAGGAGAAAUUAUUCAGACGCAUAACUGGAAGAAUCGUACGAUCAUGUGAGUAUAUAUUGCGUAUAAAAUUAAGAUUUUAGGUAUUUAUACUGUGUACACUGACAUAAUCGGACAGUUCUUCCGGUUCUACGUCUGCAUGAAAUAAUUUCUCUUGGGGGAGUAGGAUUGAUUCUGAAACUGUAGAUUAUAUUGCUAAUUUAGAAUUAGAUGUGUAAAGUGAGAAUACCACUAUUUGUUUAUUUACAUAUUAUGUGAGACUGCGAAAUUUUAUAUUA